UGUUUGCUCUAGCUGCAAAGCUUCGGGCCAGCGGUUUUCGCGUCUCGGCCCCGGUAUUUAUGAGUGCUCUUUUGGGAAAGAACAAUUUUUAAGAUGAAGUUUCGCUAUCUUUUAGUAUCAGCGUUCUAUCCCACAGUCUAUACCUGGACAAUCUCAUAACUGUCACGUAGCUCGUCCUUUGAUUGAACCAGCUGUUAGUGCAUGAUAGCGAUGCCAUCAUUGCGCAAAAGAACAAAAAUACAGACGGAGAAUGCAGAGCCCAGAGACGAGUGUUCAUCCUUUUCUGAGUUGUCAUCUGGCUCUGAAGAAGACAACAAGGAAGACAGCAUUUGGGAACCUCAGAAGAAAGUCCUCAGAAAUCGUAGACGACCUGCUUCCAAGGGAUCCAAACGGAAGCAGGGGCCUAGGGUGAAGAAGAGCGCCCAACAGGUGCAUGACAUCUCAAAAGAUGUGGCUGUCAAGGAGGAGUUGAACAGCCCAGUGGCUAUUGUUAAUGCCAAUUUGGAAGAGGAAAAUCAGAAGUUGCAUACGACAAACACUCUGAAAACUGCAGCAAAAAAGCAAAAAAACGCAGGUCACGGGGCCAAAAAAAGGUUGAAAGUUGAUGAGGAAACCAACCAAGCCAGCCCCUUCGAGGGUGGAGAGAGCAAUGUGGAGGCCCCCUCAACAAGCGAGGACAGAGACAUGUGCAAGAAGGAGAGUGAGGACAGCUUCACCUUUGAGCAGUCCCCAUUAAAGAGGAUCAAGACUGAGUCAUGUCCUCAGGGGAGGCCUGCCAGGGUGCCCGGGGCCAGCGACAUUAAGGAGGAGGUGGAAAUGAACUGGGACAUAGUGCAGGUUUUAUCUGAGAGAACUAACAUUGAACCUUGGAUUUGUGCCAACAUCAUACGCCUCUUUAAUGAUGACAAUACAAUUCCCUUCAUUGUACGCUAUCGAAAAGAGCUUAUUAAUAACCUUGAUGCUGAUUUCUUAAGAGAAGUUCGUCAAACCCUAGAUGAGCUACGGGAUGUUGCAAAGAAGGUUCAUAGUAGAAUCCAGAAAAUUAAGAAGGAGGGGAAGAUGUCUGAGUGCUUGCUACAAGCCUUGUUGAACUGUAAAACAUUUGAAGAACUAGAGCAUGUGUCUGCUCCAUAUAAAAUGGGGAGCAAGGGCACCAAAGCCCAGAGAGCAAAACAGUUGGGAUUAGAAGGAGCAGCAUGGACACUGCUGGAGAACCCAGGGCAACUCAACCUCCCGUCUUACAUCAGGCCUGAUGUUAAAGGCCUUUCUGAGCUCAAGGAUAUCGAAACAGGAGUACAGCAUAUUUUAGCAGACAUGAUUGCAAAAGACAAAGACACACUUGACUUCAUUCGGGACUUGUGUAAACAUAGAUACAUUUGUAUCCAGUCAUCUCUUGCAAAAGUAUCCUCAAAAAAAGUAAAUGAGAAAGAAGUUGAUAAGUUUCAGCUUUACCAGAAUUUUUCCUGCAACAUAAGAAACAUCCACCAUCACCAGAUUCUGGCCAUUAACCGAGGAGAGAAUCUGAAGAUACUGACAGUCAAGGUCAACAUUUCUGAUGGAGUGAAGAAUGAAUUCUGUCGGUGGUGUAUACAAAACAGGUGGAGGCCACGUGGCUUUGCACGGCCAGAGUUAAUGAAGAUUUUACAUAAUUCACUAGAUGACUCCUUUAAACGUCUCAUUGUUCCUCUCCUCUGUAGAGAGCUCAGAGCCAAACUGACCUCGGAUGCAGAGAAGCAAUCAGUCAUGAUGUUUGGACAGAAUCUCCGCCAGCUCCUUUUAACCAGUCCUGUUCCAGGCCGCACCCUGAUGGGAGUGGAUCCUGGCUACAAACACGGAUGCAAACUAGCCAUCAUUUCUCCUACUAGUCAGAUACUUCAUACUGAUGUGGUUUAUUUGCACUGUGGACAAGGUUUCCGAGAGGCAGAGAAGAUCAAGAGGCUUUUGCUGAAUUUCAACUGCAACACAGUGGUGAUCGGAAACGGAACUGCCUGCCGGGAAACUGAAGCUUACUUUGCUGACCUGAUAAUGAAAAAUUACUUUGCACCGCUGGAUGUUGUUUACUGCAUCGUGAGUGAAGCAGGGGCCUCUAUCUACAGUGUCAGCCCUGAAGCUAACAAGGAGAUGCCGGGGCUGGACCCUAACUUGAGAAGUGCAGUUUCCAUAGCAAGGCGUGUUCAAGAUCCAUUAGCUGAGCUAGUGAAAUUUGACCCGAAGCACAUUGGAGUUGGAAUGUAUCAGCAUGAUGUAUCCCAGACAUUACUCAAGGCCACACUGGACAGUGUUGUAGAAGAAUGUGUCAGCUUUGUGGGAGUGGAUAUUAACAUCUGUUCUGAGGUUUUAUUAAGGCAUAUUGCAGGACUCAAUGCCAAUAGAGCCAAAAAUAUUAUUGAGUGGCGAGAGAAAAAUGGGCCUUUCAUCAACCGAGAACAGUUGAAGAAGGUAAAAGGGCUUGGUCCAAAAUCCUUCCAGCAGUGUGCUGGCUUUGUCAGAGUCAACCAGGAUUACAUCCGGACAUUCUGCAGUGGUCAGCACACUGAUUCUUCAGGCCAGAGCCAGGAAGCUGCCAUGGUCACAAAAGAGAAGCCCGGCAAGAAGAAGAACAAAGCAGAUGUCGCCCUCACACCAAACCCACUGGACGAGACUUGCAUCCACCCGGAGUCCUAUGACAUAGCAGUCAGAAAUAAUGACUCUGAGACUCAAAUAUAUUUAUGAAGACCUAGGCCAUAAGCUGUGGCUCUUCCCUGACUAGCUCAGAAGUUAACGUGGCUGGUUACCUCUGUCCAGCUCUCAUGUGUCUCUCCUUCUUCAUGUCUGGGGUAAGUACUCUCAGGCCUGACUCUAUUGCAGAAUCUUUUCCGUCCACCGGAUGUCCCGCCUUCUGUUUUACCCUUUCCUAUAGGCCAUAGGAUUUUUAUUGACAGGUGACGUGUCUAUGCAGUCCAUAAGAGAUUUUCUCUAUAAUUCAUCCUUUUAGCCCAGUAAAAGGCUCUUUAUCUUACAUCAAUAAACUAUAUACAAUAGUAACUAAUAUGAAACUAUCAGGUAAAAUUUACACAUAUGUAUUGGCAACUUUGGGUAAAGUACUCUAUUAUCCUAUUUAGCCUUGUUUCCCAGUAUAUCUGACAGACUUUUUGUGAAGCAGGAAUUAUGAAGGACUUGCCUACCUUGUCCCUGCAAAGCUCAACAGUUGACUUCUCUGUGUCCCAUUUGUCCAUUUUGGACGUCAUUCUGUCUACAUAGUUGAGACAAGAGCAUUUUUUUGUCCAGUAGCAACUUACCACAUUUGAAGCAAGCUCCAUAAAGAGAUUCUUUGAUACUCACCAUCUGCUUUAAAGUGGAAUGGGGUAUUGUCAGGAGCAGACCUGUGUCAUCAAAAAAAAAAAAAAAAAAGCCUAAAGUAAUAAAACAUCUUUAAAUGCCAUAGUCUGUGGAUCUCUAGGAUUUUGAAGACACCAUAUAUCUAUCUGUAGUACAUCAGAAUUGUUUAUUUCUAGUUCACUACAACCUAAAUAACCUUGAAAACAUCUACAGGAGAUUAAGUAAAACUUAUUCUUGUAAAUAACUACACUAGUACCUACAGGACCAUACAUCUAAUUGGCUAUUAACUUGUAUUUCUAAUUAUCUUAAAUAGUUUGUAAUAGCAGAUUUCAAAAGGACCAGAACUUAGCAUUGCAUUUUUAAAUGAAUUGCAUAAGUAAAAUAUCAUAGCAUGUUGUAGCAAAAUAGGAUAAAUCUGUAUCAAUAUACAAAGAUCUAUACCAAUGCAACAAAAUACAACCUCAAUUUUAUAUCAAUAUACAGUGUAAGAUUUUUUGCUUAUAAACGUUCUUUUGUUGGUUCCCUGAUUCGAUCAUAACUUAAUAUCAUAUUUUUUCUGAUCUAAAUUCUGCCAUGUGGCUAGUCACCUCUGUUCAGCCCUCGUGGGUCUCUCCUCCUUCAUGUCCGAGGGUGAAUCCUUUCUGCCUACUGGAUAUCCCACCUUCUAUUGGACACUUUUCUGAAGGCCAUGGGAUAUUUAUUGACAGAUGAUGUAUCCAUAUAGUACUCCAGAGAUUCUCUUACUAUUCUGAAACUUCAUAGUGAGGAAACACUGAACCUAAGCAAGACCAAAACCCAGCUGGGCAGACUCCAAACUCUGCACCUCCAUGCCUGUGUCCAACUCCUUUCAGCUUUCUCGACUGCAACACAAUCCUUUGUCCUGGGCUGGUUCCACUCCCUGUCAGCAGCUCUCCUUGGCAGGCAUCCCACAGCUCUGGCCUCUCUAACAUCUAGGGUCUCUGAGGCAACUUCAACUUCACAGCUUCUUUUUCCAAUGUCCAGGAUCCACACACUAUCUUCUGGCUCCCAAAGGGCUUGGUCACUUCUAUAGUACUGCCCUCUGUAGCACACUAGGCUCUGGUUGACUCCACUCCAUUGCUUCUGCUGUUCUUGGUGGUCAUCCCAUGGUGUUGGCGUCUCCAAUUUGCUGGGAUCUUCAGCUGCAAUUAGCCUUCACCGAUAUCCUUUCACAGGCUCUCUUCAUGGUCCCAAGCCUCAACUUCUUUGCAUGAUCCCUUCCUUCCUGAGCCAUCAACUGCAGCUGAGGUGGCACCUUCACAGUGGCCUUCCCUGCCCUCUCACAGUGCCAGGCCUCAGCUGCUCUCCAUAACCCCUUCAAGUCUUCAAAGCAAUACCACCUGAGUGAUUUUUUUUUUUAACACAUUGUCAAGUCCAACAGAAAGCAUGAGGUCUGUCUCUGGAACAGCUUCUUCAUGCUCUCAGAAAACACUUCUAGAAAAUUUGACCUCAGCAAUGUUGGUCUCUUCUUAGUCACCUCUAAUUUUUUAGCUCCAGCUGACCAGCAUCAGUUGUCCCAGUAACCUGAAGAUAGAUUGAUAGAGCUCACACUGCCAUGUUUUACUACUCGCAGGGCUGGGCCAUAGCCUCUUGUUCUGUUCUAUCCUCACCAGCUCUCUGUGCUCAGUGGUUUCCUUCACAUCCUAUGUCUGUGAUGGAACUUGCUCAGUAGAUUGACCUUGAUCUCACAGAUGCCUGUCUCUUGAGUGCUAGAAUCAAAGUCGUGUGCUACUGCGCCUUCACCUGAGCUUUUUCCUGUUAACCUGAAACUUGCUCUGUACUGGGCUGGCCUUGAAAUCAGAGAUCAUCUGCUUGCCUCUGUCUCCUAGAAUUAAAGAUUUGUACCAACAUGAGUGGACCUAAGCUUUUCUUUAAUUCCUCUUCACAAGAUCUUUUGAGUUCUGGGUUGAAUUCAUUCCACAACUAGUUAAGUUGACAACUGAGAAUAGCCAUCACAACUCCUGCCUUGUCGGUUUGACACUAUCAUAUACCUCCUUAUAUCCAAAUGAAAGCAGUAAGCUGGUCAUAAUGCCUAACUCUCCCCUGUUCAACUGCAAACCCAUAACAAUAAGUUUAGCUGGAUAGGUCUCGCCCUGGGUCACCAUUCCCUUAAUUCCAUUUGAUGUUAUUGAACACGGGAUUUAGGUCCAUUUUACUAUUGGUGCCCCUUUACUCUUUGAACCAUACUUUUUCUAUUUUUCCUUCCUAAGCUUGCUAUAUGUGAUCAAAAGACUCUUUAUAAGAAAGAACCAUAGGGCAGAGUAUAUGCUAGGCCUUUUUGAGACCCCCCUCCCUCAAUACAGCCAAUCUGAAUCUUUUCACCUUAGCCUCAGGCAGACUCUUUAGACAAGGCAAAAGGCAUUUACACUCUUCACCAAAAUAUCACAAGAAUGAUCUCUAGACUUAGAUUUUUUUCAAAAUCUACUUUGUUUAGUGUUCUUAAAUGCUUCAGCCUCCCUUCUAACCCACCAAUUAGAGGUAGGGGGAAAAGGUUAGUAGUAAAAUGGAGAUGUAGACCUGUUUAGAAAUAGUUCUCAGGGGUGAUUCCACUCUUUGUUGUGAGGAUACCAGCAGUCCCCUGUGGGUCAGUAGACCGUGCCCUCAGAUAGAAAGCUGGGUAAAGUAGUGGACUCAGAAACCCUGGUGCCCUCAGACCUGAGGACCGUGAGUGUUUCAUCUACUCUCAACCAGGGUCCUGUCCUGGAACAUGUGACUACAACAGACACCCCAUGGAGAGGACUGUGACAAUUAGUCACAUAGAGGCAGCACCCCUCCACAUGCAGAUGACAGUCCGACAUCCCUAACAACAGACCAAGCCAAUAGGAAGCAUCUGCUUUUAGACCCCACCCACCCCAAAUGUAUAUAACACCGUGUCCUCAAGGAGUAAAGUGCACAGGAGUUAUUUCAUCGGCCUUCUGAGAGCAUCAUAGAGAGCUGUAACACUUCGGGGAAGAGAAUUCUUUCCCAAAGCUUGUACUGCUGAAAGCUGCUCGAGCCUACCUUGGCCCUUGGUUACCCACUGCUCUCUGCUGGCCUGCUGCUUAACGUCCUGCAGAAGACACCAGCUUGCCUCGAUCUGACUCCCCCUCCCCUUCAGAGAGCGAAACUCUUUGGCCUGCUGGCCACAAGGCCAGAGCCCUACAGAUCACUGCAGAUAGUGUCUGGUACACAGAACUGGUGACCAUAUGGGUCGAAAGCAGCUGCAAGUCUGGGCUCUCCCCAAAGGGGGCUGCCCCAUGUCUCAGCUAAUAGGGCUGCCAAUGCCCCCCCCCCAUUAGCAACAGACAUAAAGAUUGCUUUUUUUCUAUCCCUCUCUAACCUCAAGACUGCGAACACUUUGUGUUCUCAGUAGCAACUCUGGCCUAGCCCCAUGGUAUGAAUAGAUUGUUCUCCCUCGGGGAAUAACUAACAGUCCAACCCUUUGUCAGGAGGCUGUGACCACAGCAUUAAAGCCUUAUUUAAAUAAAGGAUUCACUAUAUAUCAGUAUAUGGAUGACAUCUUGAUAUGGGGAGAUUCUUUUACCUCCUCCUCCCAACUUAAAGACCAGCUAAUACCUUCCCUAUCGGCCCCUCAUAAAACUCAACUUAUUCUGCUCAUAGCGUUUUUAGGAACAGAAAUCUCCCUCACCUCAUUACACCCCUCAAACCUACCCUCUCCUCCCCUCAAAAAUUAACUGUAGCCUCCCUCCAGAGCUUUUUGGGUAAUCUUAUCUGGUUUUGACCCUCCCCCUUCCCACAAGCACCUUUCAUUCUCUCUUUAACCUUCUAAAAAAAGAUAAAAGGCCCUCCUUCCCAAGAACACUGUCUGCUAAAGCAACCCAGGCUCUAAAAUUCAUCAGUGCAGCCCUAAAAGGUAUGGCUCUUGCUAAGUAUGACCCAUAAUGCCCAUACAGCUCCUUUGAUUCCUCCCCUAUACCAACCCCAGAGGUGCUAAAAUGGCUCCACAACCCAAUGGGUGGUGCAUCCUGAAUUCUAAAUGUGGUGGAUGCACUCAUUAAUAGGAUUAAAAAUGGCAGGGACAGAGUCCCACACACCUUGUGAAAAGAACCUGACAUUCUCGUCACCCCGUUUUCCCUGAUACUCAAUGGCUAAACAAAAAUCACUCCCAUUUGUUAUCAGCUUAAUAGGAUUCUCAGGGCAGAUUGACAACCUUUAUCUUGAUGAAAAGGGGUCUGUGCCCUCCCUUUGUUGUGGUGGCUACACCUGAAACUCUUUUCAAACAAGCCCAUGGUUGGAGCCUCCUCAGUUUUUACCCAUGGGGGAGAUAUGGGCACCGCAGCAAUAAUGUACUACUGUAUACCAGACGCUACCUGCAGAGAUCUGCAGGGCUCUGGCCCGGCUGGCACAACCAAAGAGCUGUGUUCUGUGAAGGGGAGGGGACGGAAAGCACUACAUCACAGCAUGCAGGAAGACAUGAUGCUGGAGGAGCCUCAAGUGCUACAUCCUGAUCCAAGGGCAGCCAGGAGACGAUCUUCUACAUGUGGCAGAGCUCGAGCACUCAGAGACCUUUUCCACCUACACAGCUUCACACUUCCUCCAACAGGGCCACAACUAUUCUAAGCAGACCACACCUCCAAAUAUUGCCGGUGCCCAUGGGCCAAGCAUUUUCAAACCACCACAUAGUUUUUAGCACUGGUUCCUUGUGAUGGAUCCCUAAAAAUAGUAUUGCUUUGUCAAAGGUUAGCUGCUAUGGCUAUUCCCAUACACUGCUAAGUAACACACUUGCUUGUUACACUUUCAACAGUCUUCACACCAGUGUAGUCCUCAUUUCCUGUUACACAGGCUUUCUGCCAGUUUUCCCAUGAACCAGUUUUCACCUGUGGAAUAUAAAUGCCCAACUGGUGAUUACACUGCUCUCUAUGCUUCCUUUUGGUGUAGUCUAGUUGACCAGAAGCAAGACAAUUGUAGACUAUUUGAUAGGGAAUUUCUUUUAUAUGCAAUUCCCCUCCUAACCUUAGAAAUUUAGAGACGAAAUGAGCAAUUUCCAUGGUGUAUAAUUGUCCAGUCCUGAACUACAAUAGUGACCUCUGGCUUUCACAUACUUUGUCUAAAUGACACUCAACACAGACAGUUCCUGUGAGUCUUAACCAUUGAGCUCUCUCAGCUUCCCAAAGUGCUUUUUUAUCCGUACUUGACUGAGUCUUUGCAGAGACUUGACCUGUAAAUGCAGAGGCCUAACUUCACUAUUCUUACCAUAUUUGUGUGAUUCAUUCUUUCCUGUUUGCCUAUUGGACUCUUGAUAUAUUGAAGUGUGUCAUUGGAUGAGCCGAAAACUUAGUCUCUAUUGUUUAUCUUUUGUAUUUGCUCACAGUUUAGAAAUAAGAUUGUUUAUGAACUGAUCUUUUUUCUGAUUUUGUAAGAUGGGACUUCUUUUAAUAUCCUUAUCUCAGGGAACCCUUGUUUCCUUAACUUUUUUAUGUUCCUUAAGGUUCCAAUAUUUACACCAGAGAUUUUGUUGGUGUGAUUUUAUUCAACACUUGAAAUGCAGUCGAAAGAUGAACAGAAGUAACAUAUUCACUCAAUCUGCAUACUAAAAUAGGAAGAAGUUAGACUCCCAGGAACUGAAGGGCAGACCAUAGUGUUAAUUAUUGGAGACUCCUGGUGUUAUUCUUGCAGGGAAAAGAAUUCCUUUCCAGAAAGGGAUGUUUUGUGGAUUCACACAAUUGAAACAGUGACAUCUUCAGUAGACAUUUAAGUAGUUCAGUCAGUAAAAAGUGGGAUUGGGUUUUUAACAGGUUAGAGGAAGGAGACUGUCAUUCAAGCUAAUUUAAAGAGUUGUUGAUAGAGCAGUAAGAAGAGUAAACAUUCAUUGGUUACUUCCUCAUUACUAAGCAUUUUAGUGUAUACAGGUCACAACAAACCCCCCCCCCCCAAAAAUUGGUGCUUUUAUUAUUCCUAUUACAGGCUAAGUCUCAGAGGAAGAAAGGAAAUCACCUGAGACAACUCAGCUUAGCAGAACCAAGAUUCAAACCAGAUCAACUGCCACUCAAAGCCUGAUCACACUUUACCAGAUCACACUUUUAAAACUGGAGUCAGAUUUGAAUGUUAUCACCAUGGUAGUGGUUGUUUAAGAGUGUGUUGUUCUCUUAAAGACGUUGUAUGGUGUUGACAGAAAAGUAAGGUCCCCCAUAAGGAAGAAGAAUGUGUGUCUGGAGUAUCCGCCUUGGAUAUUCUCUAACAACCUUGACUGAUAGCAUCCUUCCUAACGGGGUAACCCCUUGUUGGGAAUUUUCCAAGGGGUCCUCGUGUAGGCACCGAUAUCAAAUUAAUAUCAGCCAUCUCUGGUCAGCAGUAGAGAAACCAAUCUGCAAAACACUUAAACAACUUUGCUCUGAAGAUAGACAUUAAUAACCCAGAUAUCAAACUCAGAGCAGAUAGAUAAACAAACAAACAAACCCAGAAGGGACAAAUAUAUUAUUUUGGCAAACUUCUAAAGAUGAUCAGAGACUAAAACUAACAGUAUUUAUAAAUAAUAUUACAUUGAAGACAUGGUAGACACUGGAGCAGACAUAACCACAAUCUCUCCAAAAUCUUGGCCUCAAGAUUGGCCACUUCAAGAGGUAGAUAUACUAAUUCUAGGGCUUGAAACUUUAUCCCAGAUAAAACAAAGUGGCUUAAGAGUAUAGAGCCAGAAUGUCAAAGAGGUAACUUCAGGCCAUAUGCAACAACAUAGCCAUGAAUUAAUGGAGAAGAGAUCUAUUGCAACAACAGCAAUCAUGGAUUAGCAUUCCUCCAUUAUCAGGAACAAAGUGUAAAAUGAGAGAUGUUCCUGGUGAAGGAAUCAAAAAAUGUAUUAUCAAGAACAGUCACGGACUGUCCAACUUACCCUUAAGCAGGACUCAACAGAGGCUAACUCUUCAACUUUCUGUGGAGGAACCAAUGUUGGCAGAACACCAAUGGCCCUACCACUACAGUAGUUAACUAGCAUGCGUUUUGGGGUAGAACAAUGGCCUAUGAAAGAAAAAUUACAGGCACUAGAACAGCUAGUCUAAGAGCAACUGGAGGCUCAACAUAUAUAAAAGUCUGCCAGCCUUUGGAAUUCUCCUAUAUUUGCUAUUUUUAAAAAAUCUGGCAAAUGGAGGAUGUUAACAGAUCUGAGAGCAGUCAUUAAAAUCAGCCAGCCCAUGAGCUCUCUACAGCCUGGAAUUUCAUUGCCUUCAUUGUUACCUAAGGCAUGGCCUAUCAUAGGGAUUGGUUUGAAAGAUUGCUUUUUCACAAUCCUUUGCAAGAGCAUGAUAAAGUUUUGUUUUCUCUGUACCUAAGUAUAAUAAUAGUUGUCCAAUAAAAAGGUAUCAUUGAAAAAUGCUUCCACAAGGAAUGUUAAAUAGUUCUACCUUAUGUCAAUAUUCUGUACAACAGCCAUUAGAAAUACUGUAUACACAGUUUCCUCAAUCCAUAAUUUGCCAUUAUAUGGAUGAUAUAUUACUAGCUGAUUCAGAUGAAAAUUCCUUAGGAAAAAAUGUUUGAAGAGAGUUUUGCUUUGUUUGGGAUUACAAAUCACUCCUGAAAAAAAUACAAAGUAUUUUAAUUAUAUAGGAUAUAGGAUAGGACUGCAAAAAAUCUAGCCAUAGGAGUUACAAAUAACGAGAGACCAGUUAAAAGCUCUUAAUGGUUUUCAAAAAUUAUUAGGGAUAUUAAUUGGCUAAGGCCCACAAUUUGAUUAACUACUCAAAACCUAAGUAAUUUAUUUUAAACCUUAUAAGGUAAUGAGGGCUUAACUAGUCCAAGAAAAUUAUCAGCUGAGACUUAGAGAGAAUUGGCCCUGUUAGAAAAGAAAUUACAAGAUGCACAUGUAGAUUGUUUGGGCCCAAUGACAUGAUAUUUUGCCUUCUACUCAUUCUCCUAUGGGAAUUCUUAUACAGAAAGAAGAUUAUAUCUUAGAUGGAUAAUUUCAGCAUACAAACAGAGUUAAAAAAUCAAAGACCUAUGUAGAAAAAGUUUCUGAAUUGAUUCUGAAAGGAAAACUGAUACUUCAUCAAUUACUAGGACUAGACCCAGAAGAAAUUGUAGUACCUCUCAGUAAGGCUGACAUUUCCUCCUGGGCAGAAAGUGAACGUUGGCAAAGGGUUUUCAGUAAUUAGGGAGAAGAAACUAACAACAAAUACCCAAAAACAAGUGACUUCAGUUUAUAAAAAGAACUGAUCGGAUUAUUUCUCAUGUAGUAAAAGGGAUACCAAUUUCUAGAGCCUCUACAUUCUACACUGAUGUACGUAAGUCAGGAGAGGCAGGUUAUAAAUCGGGGGAAAUAAAGUAAAGUGGUUCAGAGCCCUUUUGUUUCAGUCCAAAUAUUAGAGCUGCAUGCCAUUCUUAUGGCAUUGUUAGAUUUUUCUAAAUAUCUUAUUGUAGUCACUGACUCUCACUAUGCAGAAAGAACGGUUUUGCACAUGGAGACUGCUAAACUUAUUCAGGAUGGUUCAGAAUUAGCUUCAUUGAUUAUUCAACUACAAUAGUAAUCAGAAAUAGAAGUCAUCCAUUGUAUAUAACACAUAUCAGACACUGUAUAAAUCUGCCAGACCCUCUAGCACAAGGUAAUAAUGAAAUUGAUCAACUAUUAAUAGGAAAUGUGCUAGAAGCUUCAGAAUGUCAUAAAGACAUCAUGUUAACAGCAAAGGUUUAAGGAAAGAUUUUUCCUAUCACUUGGCAACAAGCCAAGGAAAGUAUAAGGAAAUGUCUUGCUUGUUCUUUAUAUAACCAAACUCCAUUACCUGUAGGGAUUAACCCAACCAGCAUACAAAGAAAUGAAAUUUGUCAAAUCGGUGUGUUUCAUUUUGCAGAGUUUCAAAAAUAAAAGUAUGUGCACCAUGCCAUAGGUACACCGUGAAUGCAGGAUUUCAGUGAGCAACUGUUCAGUUCUAGAAAGGUUGAUUCUGUAAUUACACAUUUAUUAGAUGUUAUAGCUAUUAUGGGCUUGCCUGUACGAGUUAAUACUGACAGUUCUCUAGCAUAUGUCUCUAGUAAAAUGAAACAACUUUUUGCAUAUUACAAUAUAAAGCAUAUUACAGGUAUACCACACAGCCCUUUAGGAUAAGCAGUUGUAGAGAGGUCUAAACAUACUUUAAAAGAGAUUCUUAAUAAACAGAAAGGGGUAACAAAUACCCCCAGGGAGAGAUUGCAUAAUGCUUCAUUUACUUUAAAUUUUUGAAUGCUAAUGAACAAAAAAUACAACAGCUGCUGAGAUAUUGGAUUAUGGAAAAAACUGCCAAAUCAGAACAGCCUGUCUAUUUUAGGCCUUAUCUUCAGAAUGGAAGGAAGUAAGAAAAUAAAUGUGUUAAGUUGGGGAAGAAUUUUGCCUGUUUCAACAGGAGAAAAAGAAAAAAGAACAAAAAAAAUCUAUGGAUUCCAACAAAAUUAAUAAAGAUUAGAUUUGACCAGGGGAAACCUCCUGAAAGUCUUGACUCCAGAUGGGAAGGGAGACAACAAAACAGGCAACGUGAAUGCUGGUGCCUCUACCUGGAGCAGCUCUGAGGCUGGCUGACACAUGCAGAUGUCUCCAGCCAGGACUUCAGCUAAGCAAAGCCAGGAAAACUUGUUGGCUACAGAGUCCUAAGGAUUUAUCAUGCCAUUCUUUCAAGUGGCAUAGAUAGAAACUUGUAUUAUAGUUUGGUUAUAUAGUCCAAGCUAUCUCCCAAAAAUGGACAGCUGCCUUACCUGCUUUAAGAAAGAACGGAGAAUCAUCUUUAGCUGUUUUGUCCACACUGCGCAUUCCAUACAUAUGUUAAUGAAGAAAUACAUAUUGCCUUUGAAAGUUCAUUUCCAGAACAAAAGGACCAGCCCUAAAGAGGAAAAGGCCAGGAGCCCAGAUGGCCAUCCUCACAGACUGCCUCAUAGCAGUUUGCUCCAGAGUCUGCAUCCAGAGGAGCUCCAAGUGCACAGAGUGUGCACCUGGCCCUGCACCGAGUGUCAGCAUCGCUUCCUAACUGGGCUAUGCAGUGAGCGACCAGGCUCCCGCCCCUUCUUCCCUGCCCCGUCCACUCUUCCUAACCAGCAGACGUCAGCAGCCUUUCCACAAGCAUGUCACUCUGCAGCUCCAAACCCAGCUAUGAGUCUCACUGAGGUGAAGACCAUCCCUUCUGAUAGCCCCAAGUAAUGGUGUCAGAUAUGGCGGAAUAGAGCCGCAGUCUUCACUGACGGAGGACACCACGGUAAGGUAUGGGUGGCAAAAACAGUAUGAACCCAGAGACUCUUGUGGAGGACAGCGUUUAAGAGGUGUGGAAGUGAGACUCUGAAAAGCUAGAGUCACCCUGUGUCCCUUUGCUCUUAAGGUUCUCAGGAACAUCACUGUGUGUGGCUCCUAAGUUUACUCUUCCACCACCCGUCCAGAGUUCGGAUUGCAUCGGAUGCCUCCACAGCACUUCACGUCCAGCGUUUAGAAUUGAACACCAAUCUUUCCUGAAAUCUUGCUCCAACCACAACCACCUUUCAGAUAAUUUCAGUUCAUCAUUCAGUUUCUCAGUACAAAAGCUUGGAAAUUGAUCUAGUGAGAUGGCUUUCAUCAUGUACAGUUAGAGAUACCUUUUAGCUUCAGGAUGGCCUCUUACUAAUUAUUGACCUCUAGUCCAGUGUCUGAGACCGCUUUAUACUCCUGCUUCCUUAGGCUUCUGGAGAAUGUAGAUCACCACAGUGCCAAGUGAUGAAUAAAACCACCAACAGCCAAAUUCAUAUGCUAAACACUGAAACCAUUAAAAACAAAAGUAGGGGCUGGACAGAUGGCCCUGUAAAAAAAGUAGCACUUGCUACUUUUCCAGAGAACUCAAGUUCACUUCCCAGCACUCACAUGGGAUAGCUAUAGCCACCUGUCACUCCAAGGGAUCUUUUGACCUCAAUGGGCACCUUGCACAACAUACACACAUAUAAAGACAAACACUCAUACACAUAGAAAACAAAUAAAAAACAAAAACACUGAACUGAUCUUAGAGAUCAUACAUGUGUAUAAAAUCAAAAGAAGUAGGAUUAAAUUUAAACUUUGGCAUUAAAUGCCUUAUAUUGAUGUGACCAUGAUUUCUCCAAUAGACUUGGGUGGCCAAAAAAGAAAAGGAAAAAAAAAAAAAAAGACCCCGUAAUAGCAUAAAGUUGUGACUGUCUACAGUUGUUCUUGAACCCGUACUAUAAAUGAUGUAUCUUUGUCAGGCUGUUAGCGAUUGAAUUAAAAGUUAGGCUGUAAGCUGCAGUUGGCUAGAGACUAAGAAUCUGGCUUACCACUGAAUCCACAGCACCCAACAGAUACUGAUCUAGCCAGUUGAAGGAAUAAGUGGCAGAAAUAGAAAAUGAAAGGGAAUGGUGUAGAAGAGCACUGAGGAGAAGAAAUCACGAACUGACAGAACACGGUGGAUGCUUAGCUUUGCUUCCCACACUCUUCUACAGUCUGAAAGGCUGAGAUCCACAGGCAAGCACAGUCACUGUGAACACUGGGCCUCUCUUUCCUGGUGUGCUUGCCUCAGCCACAUACCAACUUAGUCCGUCCUUGUGAAUCCUCUGUACCUUGACAGAGCAAUUUGUCUGUGUCCAGUGACCUCUCAGACAUCACGGAAUAGACAAGCAGAGGAAGGCCAUAGGCAUUUCUGCCUGCACUUUUUGUUGUGGAGAAAUUCUUCCAUAUCCACAUGUGAGUGGUUUGGUUGUGUAUGAUACUGUAGCCAUAAAUAAAAUUACAGCUGGGUUAUGAGUAGAAGUGGAGCCAGCACAUGUGUGCCGAGUUCCCAGCCCUUCCGUGCCUCCUCCCUCUCCUUUGUUCUGCCAUCUUGGUUGGUCUAGCAGCCGCCCACAUAUCUGAUUUCUCCCGCUCGAAUUAGGGGAGGAGGGAGCUCUGGGCUGCAGGUUCUGCCAAGGCUCUGCAUCACAUGAGAUCUGGCACUCAGCCACAGUCUGCUGUGUUAAGAAUUCAAUGCACUGCUGAUAGUCAAGCUCCAACACUACUGUGUUCUCAGUGCAAGUUGAAAAAUGCCAGGAAACUUCAUGUCAAGACUCACUCAGCACUCGUUUUGAUAAAGUAUAUGCUAUUUCCAUUUGGGCUGUUAGGCAGGAUUUUUUUAAGACUGGUUUCCAGAAAUCCCAGCAUAGCAGGAGGAAGGUAUGUGGUAUCAUUGUUGUGGCCACGUGAGCGGAUCUCAGAGACUAGCUCCUAUCAGCUCAGUACUGAAAUAUUAGAGCUAUGGAAGUUACCUUGUUACUGCAGAUUUUCCUGUUUCUGGCUCUUACGACCAAUGCAGCAAAGUAUAUUUUGAGAGCAUCAACAACUUGUAAAUUUAAAAUCAGGUCUAGGACAAGAAUAAUCACAUAAGCUGGGCAUGAAGCUUCCUUAGGUGGGGAGGAAGAAGAAGCAAUGUUGACUUGAUUUAUCGAGAAGUUGUAUUGGGGUUUUUAAGACCCAAAGUGGAACAAACCCAUCUGAUGCACACAGUGGGUAGAAGCUGCUGACCGCCACCCCUGGCUAGCAGUAGGACGGCUGGAGAAAUUCCCUGGAGGCCCUGCCUUUAUGAGGGCAGAUGGCAAGCCCCAGAACUGAGCCCUGUGCAAGGCAUUGUGCUGCUUGAACCUCUCCUUUAGAGCCAUCGAUAGAAGCUUCCUGACCUUACAGAGUUGUGCCAGCUAGGACGAGUCUCCUAACUGACAAGCAACUGUACUACAGAGGGUUUAAGUUACUUUCUGUGAGAAAAAGCAAGCAGGUGGUAAAGUGCUUGCCAUGCACGUGUGAGAUCACAGUUUGGAUGUCCAGAACCCAGUAAACCCUGGAUGUGCAUACUGACCAACCUGUGAUCCCAGCCUUGGAGAGAUGGAAACAGUGGGUCCCCAGGGAAAGCAGGCUGGGGAAAUCAGCCAAUAGUAAAUAAGGAUCUAAUUUCUCUUUGUAAUGCCCAGGAAGUUAUACUUAGCAUAUCAGAAGUGAAAGGGAGUCAGCCUGCUGAAGAACUGAAUGCCAGGGCACUCCCAGAAUUACCAUACGCCAUGCUGUUCCAACACAGCCCACUUCAGACUCCUAGUGAAACUAGUGGAGAGCCCUAGAAAGUGUAAGGGCCCUCAGACUGCCUGGCUGUUAGACCUGGGAAUGGUUUUGAAGUUGCUGGCCUUAGUUUUCUUGUCUGUUAAAUGGUUAAAAUAUUAGCAGUAAUCAGAUGGGCCUGGGAAGUUAAUGCAUGCCUUACACUCAGCUCUGGGGACACGGUAGGAGUGUACAGAUCACUUACAUUCACUGUCAUCAGGAAGGUGCUGCAGAAAGAUAUGGCAAGUCACAACAGCCUCUCUGAGGUGCUGGUGGUAGUGGGGUCCCGUCCUCUGUAAUCUGGAUGUGGUUUUCACAGUUAGCAUUAUUAAUUCCUAUUAAUACCAGCAUGCCAGCUCCUGGGACUGGGGAGAAGGCCAGUUUCUGUGGCAUCUACUGUAGAACUAUUUCUCUGCCUGCCUUCCCAGUGGAAGAGAACAAAGAGGGAGCUGCCUGUCAGCCAUGGACUUGUGUGGCUUCAGAAUCUUCUGUCAUACAAGCAUUUGGAUGUCCUUGUCCACUCUUGCUCAAGCUUAGGCCCCCUCAGUCUAGAGCCCAGCAGCACUCAGGGAAGCAUUGACUCCUUCUCCUGUUACCUUUCCUUCCUGCUCCCAGUCUAGCUCUGGGUUUGAGUCUGUCUGUCUUCUGAUUCCGUGUCAUAGGUGAGCUGCUGCCACCUCCUUCCCCACUCUGACGAGUGUCCCUAGCCCAUUCAUCAGGCAGCCAGGAAUGGUGGGCGUUAAUGGUGGAUGUUACUAAACCCCUGCUAGUUUUUGGAAAGGAACAUCACUGACAAUUGACCCUGUGGUACGAAAUCUGUCUCUUAGGAGUGUUUCCCUGUCACUUGGGCUUGUUCCAAGUAGCACCAGAGUGGCUCGCUUCAGCCUUCCCUUCUGUCAGCCGCCUGUGUGCUUCUGAAUGCUAUUUCUUUAUUUACCCUCCUCUUUCAAAUAGUCAUAGGCACUAAUCCACAUUACAGCUUUACAGGCAGUAAAUUGAAUUAGAUUAAUUCUAAACACAGUGUUUUUGAACUAUAUAGAGGCUGCAGCCUUUGAAACCACUAACUUAAUUUUGUCCAACCCUUACUCAGUAACUCAAAAAGAGCCAAAGUUUCUUUCUUUCAAAUUUGGUUUAAAAAAUAAUAAUAAAUUGCUCCCAGACAGUAGUUCUGGGUGCCAAGUUUUAUCUGCAGUCUCAAUCUUGUGUCUACACUGAAGCUCCUCUAAAGUCAGGGGCGAGGCAUGGGUGAGAUGUGUGCGUCUGAACAUAUCCCUGCCUACGAGAGGACAGGCGGAGCUGAAGUCAUCCCACCUGGCCUGGUCUCCACCCAGCCUCACGAUAUAAAUGUUUUUCAACUAAAGCUAAGCAUGUUCUUCCAAUGUAGUUUGAAUUGAUUUCAGCAUCUUGUCACAUUGUUUUAGCAAAUCUUCAUCAUUUGAGGUAGGGUGUGUGUAUUUGAGAACACCUCAGUUCACCAGGAAGGAGGUGAUCAAAAGAUGUUGAAGAUGUUGUCAUCCUGCCCUACCCCUACCAUUGUGCUUGUGCUUGCGCUCUCUCUCUCUCUCUCUCUCUCUCUCUCUCUCUCUCUCUCUCUCUCUCUCUCCCCCUCUCUCUCCCUCUCCCUCUCCCUCUCCCCCUCUCUCUCUGUCUCUCUCUGUCUCUCUGUCUCUCUCUCUCUCUCUCUCUCUCUCUCUCUCCCUCCCUCCCUCCCUCCCUCCCUCUCCCUCUCUCUCUCUCAGGUGCAGGAGAGUGGGACCAUUUCUUUAAGACUGAGAAACUCCUUAUGGCACUGGUCAACUUUUUUGUGAGGCAGUUCCUAAAACAAGAGGAGUGUGGACAUUUUCAUAUCAACAGCAACAUUGCAGUCUGGGUGUGCGCGUGGUUGUGCACAGGCAUGCGUAUGUUACUUUUGAAUUAGAGUUAAUCUCCGAUACUUACACAGCAUGAGACUCAUGGAGAGCUGUUCUGGAAUCGGUUACCAAUGCUGUAUGUGAUGUUUGUUAUUGCUGCCCUAGUUUUCCAUGCUUUGUUAAACUGUGUGCGUGCCAUCUUCAGCAUUGGGCAUUGUCUAACCAGCCCUUAAAUAGAAGGAAGUGUGCACUCAGUCUACCUAAGGUGAAAGCACAUGGCAGCUUGGUGCUCUAAAGAAGCCUGCAUUCCUCAGUCAUGGCAGCUUUCUCUUGGUUCUUGGUGACUUCUGAAACUCACUGAUGCAGGAGACUUUGUGAAGACGUUCCAGAUGGUGCCACAAAAGGACUCUCAAGUUCCCACCUAACCCAUAUAGUUCAUAGUUCAUACUGUUUAAAACUGUUCUCCGAGGAGAGCCUCAAAGAAAGCCCCGUUAUAUGUUCAGGAUAUUGAUCUGGACUGUGUUUUUAAAACCUAGUCAGCUGCAUAUUCUUAUGGAGCAUUCUCUGUUCUUUCUGUUGGUUAAAUGCUAAGAAAAGCCACUUGAAUACCAUUUUCAGUAGCGCUCUGUUGGCUUCUGUGGAGUGGUCGGUAGCUCUGGGGUCUUCUGUAAAUACACCCUACUUGGAUUUCUACUUGUGUGUGGGUCUUGUACCAGCCCAGAUUUUUAAGAUCCUGGCCCAGGUCUGUGCCUUGGUUUACCCAGGAGAAAUUUGAAAGAUGUUUAGUAAUUAUGACAGUGCAGUUCCCAUAGUUGUCACCUGAUGUGAUCACAGCUGAGGUAGUCACGUUGUCACCCCGUCCAUCAAGCCAGACCGAGCUCCUGGCGUGCAGCCCACUUGUGUAUACCAGCCGGGUCAGAGGACAGGGGGGUCAUUUUGCCAUAUUGAGUUCAAGUUUCUUCUCUCCGUUUUACUAUGAUAGAUUUGAAACUAUAUACAGUUUCUGGAGUUUUUAGAGUAGCAAACCAUUGCUGGUUGAGUCAGUGCCCCACCAUUUCGCACACAACUCCAGUUUAAAAGCCAAAUCUACCUAUGUCAUUGAAUUUCUCCAUACAUUAACAGUUGUGACCUACCCUCUCUUUUUCCUUUCAUUUCCAAAAUGGCUAUGCUCUUGUGUUUAAUUUUUUACUUGUUGAUGAGAUUCCUAUAGAACAAAUGGAUAAAAUGUGACAACUAUGGCAGUCUCUGAAGGCAGUGGCCUUUGCUUUGGUAGCAUGGCUUUCUCUCGAUGGGCUGUAAACCGUAUGUGCUCUUUGUAAAGUGAUGGUGUUAUAUCACCGAGGUUCUGAGCUCUGCAGGGUGUCAUGUUGCUCUAUGUAACAAACCCCUCAGCGUCUAAAUCCCUGUGCUGGAAAUGAUUACAUAAAUCUGAAUGGCCAUUUCCAGAGUUCUACGAAUCUGGAGAAUUCCUUAAUCUUUGGGGGAAGAGUUUUACAAAGACUUUUUCUUUGUGAAGAAGGACCUGGCCUUUGUAGCAAGUUUCUGUUGGAAACGUCAGCAGCGUUAGCUUGUGUAACUGCUUGGAAAGUAAGUGUGCUGUGUGCUGCGCUGCGCUCUAACUCUGUGCAGAUGUGCGCUAGGAGAACACGAUGUGCUCAUUUGUUGCAUUUAUGCUACUUUCUUACUUUAAGUAAGAUGGAUGAAAUUACAUAUUAAAUAAAAACAGCAGCCUUAGCAAAUGGAAAAAGCCUUGCAGAGACAGUAGAGAGCAAGGCGAUGGCUUUAAUAACUCAUCGACUCGAGAGAACUGUCUUUUUAGAAGCUUGUGCAUAAUAACUUCUUUGUGGGAUUUCCUCAGUGCUAACUGUCUAAUGGUCAGAAGUGAUCUGCCAUUAAAUUGUGUUGGCACGGUAUUACCCAACACAUCAUGUUUCUGUCUUGGCCAAAUCCAACAGUAAUUGUCUACAUGCACUCAGGGGCAUGGAUACCUGUGUGAUACGAAACUCCACUGCACAGGAGUGGCUGCAUGGCCUUGGGCAGCCUGAUGUUUCUCAUGUUGAGGCUGCUGCUGUACUAAGUGGUGAUACGCAGCUAACACAGCACAGCGUGGUGCGCAUUGGUCACUAUGUGCUCGUUCUAGGCUCCGAGCGUCUGACUUCCCUUUUACACUUUGGAGUUAGAAAGUUCUUUGUGUUGGGCAUGCUUCUCACUGCUGGAGGGAGCUUUAGAAUGUAGAGGAUACUUUUCUUGUGUUACUGCAGAAGCCAGGUCUGAUGAGUGACUGCAGCAUGAAGCCCCUCCUCCCAUCCUGGGCUGCCAGGUGUGUCUGAGAUCCACCCUGAGGCUGGCUCCUCUUCCCAGUCUUCCCCCUUUCAUUGGCUUCUUCUGUGACCUAGUUAACUUUAAGAAAGUUUUCCUUUUUUUUUUUAAGAUUUUAUUUUGUGUACGUGAGUACACUGUAGCUGUCUUCAGACACACCAGAAGAGGGCAUCGGAUCCCAUUACAGAUGGUUGUGAGCCACCAUGUGGUUGCUGGGAUUUGAACUCAGGUCCUCUGGAAGAGCAGUCAGUGCUCCUAACCGCUGAGCCAUCUCUCCAGCCCCAAGAAAGUUUUCAAAUGCAAAAGGACUUUGUUCCAUCUUUAUUUAAAAACAGGAUUGAUCAAUAGAAAGCGUUAGCUGGAGGCAAAUGUGCCACUUCCUUAUUGAUUUCAGCACUGCUGCCCACAGGCAGGCUUCUGGGAGGGUGAAAAGAAAUAUGAACCGCACUCCCAGGAUAGACUGAGCUGCAGUUGCCAGAAGCAGGCCUCCUUUUUAUAUGGAAGAGAUUCUGCAGCACCUAGUCCCUCUCAGUGAGCUGCAUGUACAGUCUCACAGCUCCGAGUGGCUGCUGACUGCUGCUCUGGGAAGUUUCCUGCCGUGGCUUUACUAAUCACCAGAUACUAUUCCGGGUUGUUGUUGGCAUUCUGGCUAAGCUCCACCCCCCCACAGCUACCUGGCAGUAGCCAGGUAUGCUCCGCCCCACAGUUGCCUGGCAACAGCCAGCUGUGCCUGACUAUAAAGGGGGCUGCUUGCCCCCUCCUCUCCCUCUCCCUCUUGCUCUCUUUGUUCUUCUCUUCUCUGCUCUCUUCCCCACUGUCCCUGUUCCUUCUCUGCACCCCACCCUCGCUCCCCUCCACGUGCUCAUGGCCGCCUUUCUUCUCUUCUACUCUUCUCUCAUUAAACCUCUCCAUGUGGAGCCAUGUUGGCUUGGUGUGCUCUGUCUGGGCGCGAGCAGAGAUUUAAACCCCAACAGUUAUAUAUACCAAAGCCUACUGACUUCCUGCUAACUAACACAUGCGGCUAGUUAACACACCUACUAACGAGCACGGCUGUGAGCCAGAGUACGGAGGACGUGGGAUGUGUCCUCCAUGGUAGUCAGUUGUGCACCAGCAAAACCAAGCCAGUGAGUGCCAGGAAAGUCUGUCCACCGAGGGGAGGUACUGAGAAACCGGAGUAAGAGAGUUAGUUGUGGGCAGACCCCGCCUUAUGUCACCUGCCCUGUCAGUUCAGCAGCUGUGCCCUGUCACUAGCCCAUUGUACUACUUGUCCACCAAGCGCCCAAGCACACACAUGCUGCCUCUCCCCUGCUAGAGAAGCCACAGUCCCAGACUGAGGGGACAGAUCUCCCUGGCCUCCCACUUCAGUUAACACACAUUCCCAAAGAAGGAUAUGAGCAUCACUCUUGUCUUUAUUAGACUCUUCGCCAAAGCUGUCCUCAAGAGAACUUACUGGAUGCUGGAUAAUCUUUUAAAAUAAAAAAAUAUGGCUCUGGAAAUGUAGAAGGCUUGCACAUUUGACCCCAAGAGAUACCCUAGUUCAAUGCGAGGUGAGAGGCCUUUCCCAGCAGGCUUGAGAUUAUCAGCCCAGAUGGGACUGUAGAGGUCUGCUCUGCCUGAGCAUGGGGCCCAGAAGGAAGGGGAAGGGCCAGCAGUCAUCCUGCACAGUGCAGUUGCCUACCGCAGGGCUAGAGUCAGAGACAAGCCUCCAGCAGUUUCCCUUUCCUUUCCUGUAUCCAGGACGAUUUCUCAGAGGAAAGAAUGUGAGGGCAUUAGUAUCACUAUCUGUUUGAUUACUGUGUUGACAUUUUUAAAGUGCCAUUAAUCAUAGGAAAUGGAACUUAAUGAUGUAGAAAAUACCCAGCCAGAGAAUGUCAAGGAAGGGAGCCAUGGCCUGGAAUGCACAGGAAACUGGAGCAAACUGCUUCUUAACCAUAAUUUGUUACUUUGUGUUGUUGUGGUUUUACCUCAGCUCAUUAAGGGCAGCAUCUGUGUAGGCAAGGGAGGGAGCGAGCAAGCCGGGCAAAGGUGAGGUCUAAAGGCAGCAGUGUGGCUGUGUGGUGUGUAGAGCGUAUGGAAGGAGCAUCCAGCUUUCAGUUAUAGCUUUGAGGUUGUACUUGCGUUCUUUUGGAGGAAAAAGUCACCUUUUCUCUCACACCUUCCCUUCUAUGCUGUUGGGUUGCUGGAGGAGCGGGAGAGUGCCCCGCCCCUAACCACCCUCUAGGACUUCCUUACCUGUUGAAUGCUCUGAGCUUUCUAGGGAAUUUGACUUGUGUGUGGCUCAGUGGCAUUUGUGUCAUUGGAACUGGCAGUGUCAGGCCACAGGCAGAGCUAUGCAUGUCCAGCUAGGAUGUGGAGCGUGGGCAGUGUCAGAAGCCAGCAGUGCUUGACACAUGCUGUGUUGCACUCUGGUAUCAUCAAUAGAUCGUAUUUGACUAUUAAUCUAAAUUCAAGUGGUUUCCUACUGAAAAUUGCAGGAAGCGUGAGAUAAUGUGACACUGAAAUGUCGGGCACGGCUCACUGUAAAACGUUCUUGGGCCAGCUUGGAGCAGGUGCCACACUUGGAAACCUUCUCCCCUUUGCCCACAUGGCCUUUAGCUAAAUCUUAGCAUAGCACCCAGCAUACUAUAGACUAUCCGACUGGUGUAUGGUGUCCUAGGGUAAGAGAAUCUGAAAGUGACCUAUAUUGGACCUUUUUUUUUUUUUUUUUUUUUUUG
This is a messenger RNA of Rattus norvegicus (Norway rat), 23195 nucleotides long. Lineage: Eukaryota; Metazoa; Chordata; Mammalia; Rodentia; Muridae. The record is from RefSeq and is a predicted model, not a curated record.